UCAAACCAAUGAGAUUAGCAAACAACGUCUGCCGGAUAGCGCAGUGUUAUGCUAAAACUGGUCAAGCUGAUAAGGCCAAGGAAUAUGCUGCGAAGGUGCUUGAAUUUACUGAGACAGAUGAAGAAACGAAAGAGUACAACGAGGAUGGCUGCUACCUGCUUGAAGUUCAAAUCACCGGCUGGGUCUUGCAAGAAAUCGAGAUUACGGAGGCCAAAUCUCACCUCAAGUUUUGCCUCAGCAGUCCAUGUAGCUCCUCUGGUAAACAGAACGUGGCGACUGCAAUCUGUUACUACUGUAUUGAAAUCAGAUUUGUACGAUCACCCAGACCGAGUGCAUUCAUAUCAGCUCAAUGUUCCGUAGCUGAAUUCGUGAUGGCAGAUUGA
This is a messenger RNA of Dibothriocephalus latus, 383 nucleotides long. Lineage: Eukaryota; Metazoa; Platyhelminthes; Cestoda; Diphyllobothriidea; Diphyllobothriidae. The record is from the annotation of a GenBank genome assembly.